AUGACCAACAACAGACUGCAAUACCGCCGCCGGAACCCGUACAACACGCGGUCCAACAAGGUUCGCAUCGUCAAGACCCCCGGCGGUGAGCUCCGUUACCUUCACCUGAAGAAGAAGGGUACUGCUCCCAAGUGCGGUGACUGCGGCAUCAAGCUCCCCGGUAUCCCUGCCCUCCGCCCCCGCGAGUACUCUCAGAUCUCUCGCCCCAAGAAGAAUGUCAGCCGUGCCUACGGUGGCUCUCGCUGCGCUGGCUGUGUCAAGGACCGCAUUGUGCGUGCCUUCCUGAUUGAGGAGCAGAAGAUCGUCAAGAAGGUCCUCAAGGAGUCCCAGCAGAAGGCCGCCAAGCGCUAA
This is a messenger RNA of Penicillium crustosum, 351 nucleotides long. Its product is annotated as 60S ribosomal protein eL34. The record is from RefSeq and is a predicted model, not a curated record. The coding region runs from base 1 to 351 and encodes 116 amino acids. Gene Ontology annotation, molecular function: structural constituent of ribosome. Gene Ontology annotation, cellular component: ribosome. Gene Ontology annotation, biological process: translation. NCBI's taxonomy places the organism in Eukaryota, Fungi, Ascomycota, Eurotiomycetes, Eurotiales, Aspergillaceae. The transcript has 4 exons.